Molecule: messenger RNA, 2184 nt
Organism: Tripterygium wilfordii
Lineage: Eukaryota; Viridiplantae; Streptophyta; Magnoliopsida; Celastrales; Celastraceae
Product: calcium-dependent protein kinase 26
Exons: 5
Coding region: 300-1874 (524 amino acids)
Biological process (GO): intracellular signal transduction; protein autophosphorylation; peptidyl-serine phosphorylation
Cellular component (GO): nucleus; cytoplasm
Molecular function (GO): calmodulin binding; ATP binding; calcium/calmodulin-dependent protein kinase activity
Source: RefSeq, a predicted model, not a curated record
AAGAAACAACAAACAUAAAGGAGCCAAUGGCUGGUUUUGGACUCUUCAUACACGCUUUAACGGACUUCUUCUUUGUUCUUUUAAUGGUUCCUAGUAUCAGCAGAAUUGGAUAAACCGGCUUCUUCAAAUUUAUCUCGACUAAAGUCUAAAUUUCUUAGAAAGAAAGGCCUUUGGCCUACGGAUUGAGCUUACUCUAGUGGAUUGCUAUAAUCACCCAAUAUAUGGUAUCCAAUGAUGCUGAAACUCGUGGCUGAAGGUUGCAUUGGUGGUUUUCCUUACAAGUGUUUCAGUCUGCUAGCAUGGAUGUAGCUGGCAGUGACAACAAUAGUCAUCCUUGGACGAGAGUUUGCAAUUGUUACAAAGUUUCAAUCCUCAAGGACACACUAUUGGACUGCACCCAUAUUGCAGAUCUGAGAGAUCAGUAUGUUCUUGGAGAGCAGUUGGGAUGGGGCCAAUUUGGUGUGAUAAGAACAUGCUCUGAUAAGUUCACCGGUGAGAUUCUGGCUUGCAAAUCAAUUACAAAAGACAGGCUGGUCACGCCAGAAGAUGUGCGCAGUGUUAAGCUUGAGAUUGAGAUAAUGAUUAGGUUGUCUGGACACCCAAAUGUUGUGAAUCUCAAGGCAGUUUAUGAGGAUGAUGAUUAUGUGCAUCUAUUAAUGGAGUUGUGUGCUGGUGGGGAGCUUUUUCACCGUCUUGAAAAGCAUGGAAGGUUCUCGGAAUAUGAUGCUGGGGUUAUCUUUAGGCAACUAAUGCAAGUUGUUCUGUAUUGUCAUGAGAAAGGCAUUGUUCAUAGAGAUUUGAAGCCGGAAAACAUUCUCUUAGCUAACAAAUCUUUGUUAUCACCAAUCAAGUUGGCAGAUUUCGGUCUUGCAACUUACAUCAAACCAGGGGGAAAUUUACAUGGAACUGUUGGAAGUCCAUUUUAUAUAGCUCCUGAAGUACUGGCAGGAGAUUACAAUCAGGCUGCUGAUGUGUGGAGUGCUGGUGUUAUUCUUUACAUUCUUCUCAGUGGGAUGCCUCCAUUCUGGGGGAAGACUAAGUCAAGGAUCUUUGAUUCUGUCAGGGCUGCAGACCUGCAGUUUCCUUCUGAUCCUUGGGAUAAAAUAUCAGCAUCCGCCAAAGACUUGAUCACCGGAAUGCUUUGUGUGGAUCCUUCAAAGAGACUUACCGCUGCUCAGGUUCUAGCUCACUCCUGGAUGGUGGAUUGUAAACAAGCAGCUCAAGAACCAUACAGGCAGGACAUACUUGAGUGCAGACAGCUAGAAGUUGGUGGAGGUUCUUUCUCUACCCCACUUAUUUCUAGGAAUCGGGACUAUAGCUUCAGUUAUGGAUCACCGGCAACUGGUGAAAGUCAGCAGGGGCAAUAUCCUACAUUUACGUGCAAGUCGUCAUUUUCUUCUUCUUUCCUAGUUGACAACAGCACUCCUUGCCCAUCACCUGGAGGUUUUUCUUUUAGCAAUUGUGGCAGCUCAGACACAACAAAAUUCUCAUACCCAAUUCCCUCGAUGCCUAGCUUCAACUUCUUCAGCCCAUGCUCUGCAGCUGAUCAAGAAAGUAUUUCCUUAAGAUAUAAUGCCAACUUAUCAGCAGUGGAAACAAUCCCUGGAGAAUCAAGCCUGGAAAAGCUAUUAAUUCUGCAAGAUUUUGCACCUCCUUUAAAAGGUGAGACAGGAGAGAUGGAUCACGGGACAGCAGCUCGUAGGGGAGGGAAUAAUGGGUCUCGGGUAUCAGGAAUCCAUGGCAAGAGAAAUCACACCAUUGGACUUGGUGAACGCGAUCACCUGGAUAUAAUAGUGACAGAAUCAAUUAUCCGCUGGGCAUCGUGCACACAUAUCCCGACUGCCCCAUCGCUUAGAUUAUCACUCGUCUUCUAACCGUAGACAUUGUCGGUAUUUGGCCAGAUACGGAUGGAUUGUGCUAUUUUGAUUGACAAUUGAGGAUUGUAAGUGCAGACCAAGGCAGUUGACUGUACACUUUCAUGUGUGAAAAUUAGUUAACGUCCUUAUUGUAACCUGGCAUAUUGUAUCUCUUUGUGCUUCAUGGCAUGGCGUCUGACCAUGGAUUAGCUAUUGUAGUUUUGUUUGAUAUUUUAUUGCAGUAUUUCGACAUCCUUUUCGUACGAAACGUUGUACGACCUCUAAAAAUUAUGAUGAAACUUAUUUGCAUCCCAUUAUUUAUUGACUA